This is a messenger RNA of Poecile atricapillus (Black-capped chickadee), 2596 nucleotides long. It is a transcript of the gene HSF1, whose product is annotated as heat shock transcription factor 1. NCBI's taxonomy places the organism in Eukaryota, Metazoa, Chordata, Aves, Passeriformes, Paridae. The coding region runs from base 130 to 1692 and encodes 520 amino acids. Gene Ontology annotation, molecular function: DNA-binding transcription factor activity; sequence-specific DNA binding. The transcript has 13 exons. The record is from RefSeq and is a predicted model, not a curated record. Gene Ontology annotation, biological process: regulation of DNA-templated transcription.
CAAGAUGGCGGCGGCCAUGCCGCCUCCCGCCGCCGCCGCCGUUCCCGCCGCCGCCGCCUCUUCCCGCCUUUUUUAAGCGCCUCGCUGCCUACGGGGUUUCCCCGAGCCCUUCCCCGUGAGGGCGCGGCCAUGGACGGCCCGGGCUCGGCGGCGGCGGCGGGGCCCGGCGCCAGCAACGUGCCCGCCUUCCUCACCAAACUCUGGACGUUGGUGGAAGAUCCCGACACGGAUUCCUUGAUUUGUUGGAGCCCCAGCGGGAGCAGCUUCCACGUCUUCGACCAGGGUCAGUUUUCCAAGGAAGUUCUUCCCAAAUAUUUCAAACACAACAACAUGGCCAGCUUCGUCCGGCAGCUCAACAUGUACGGAUUCCGGAAGGUUGUGCACCUGGAGCAGGGCGGGCUGGUGAAGCCGGAGCGGGACGAUACGGAAUUCCAACAUCCCUUUUUCCUGCGGGGGCAGGAGCAGCUCCUGGAAAACAUCAAACGCAAAGUGACCAGCGUUUCUGGGCUGAAGGGAGAGGAGGUUCGGGUGCGGCAGGACAGCGUGGCGCGGCUCCUGGCCGACAUGCAGGCCAUGAGGGGGAAGCAGGACAGCCUCGACUCGCGCUUGCUCGCCAUGAAACAUGAGAACGAGGCUCUGUGGCGGGAAGUUGCCGGCCUGCGCCAGAAGCACGCCCAGCAGCAGAAAGUCGUCAACAAGCUGAUCCAGUUCCUGAUCUCCCUGGUUCAAUCCAAUCGAAUCCUGGGCGUCAAGAGGAAAAUCCCCCUGAUGCUGAACGACGGCGGCGCCGCUCAUUCCGUGCCCAAGUACAGCCGGCAAUAUUCCCUGGAGCACCACGGGAAUUCCGCCUACACCGCUCCGGCUCCGGCUCUGGGCGUUCCCGGGCGUUUCCCGGCGGAUCCGGGCGGCUCCGGGCCCCGGAUCGCGGAUGUGACGGAGCUGCCGCCCUCCAGCCCCGAGGGAUCCCCCGGACACAGCCCCGGACACAGCCCCCCCAUCCGCAUCAAGGAGGAGCCUCCCAGCCCCACCCGGAGCCCGCGGCCGGAGGAGCCCCGGAACUCCGGGAAUUCCGGGAAUUCCGGGAAUUCCGAGACCCCCCUGUCCCCCUCCACCUUCAUCGACUCCAUCCUGCGGGAAAACGACUCCGGAGCCGCUCCCGGGAAUCCCCAAUCCCAGGAAAAGUGCCUGAGCCUCGCCUGCCUCGACAACAGGGCGGAGCUGAGCGAGCACCUGGACACGAUCGACUCCGGCCUGGAGAAUCUGCAGGCGCUGCUCAGCACCCACGGCUUCAGCAUGGACAGCGCCCUGCUGGACCUCUUCAGCCCUUCCGUGGCGGUUCCGGACGUGACCCUGCCGGACCUGGACAGCAGCUUGGCCAGCAUCCAGGAUCUCCUCUCGUCCCAGGAGCAGCAGAAGCCGGCGGAGGCCGAGCCGGGCGCGGGGGAUUCCGGGAAGCAGUUGGUUCCCUGCACGGUCCAGCCCCUUUUCCUGGUGGAUUCCAGCGCCGUCGACGUCGGAUCCGGGGAUCUUCCCAUCUUCUUCGAGCUGGGGGAGGGGCCCUGCUUCCCGGACGGGGACGAGUAUCCCGAGGAAUAUCCCGAGGAAUAUCCCGAGGAAUAUCCCGAGGAAUAUCCCGAGGAUCCCGCGCUGCUCCCGCGGCCGCCCACGCCCCGGGACCCGGCCGUGUCCUAAAAAAAAUAAUCCGGGAUCGAGGACAAGGGAUUGGAUCCCCGGGAAAAGAAGAAAUCCUGGGAGAAAAAAAAGGAUUCCCGGGAAAAAAAAAAUCCUGGGAAAAAAAUCCUGGGAAAAAAAGGAUUCCCGGGAAAAGGAAGGAUUUGGGAAAAGGAUUCCCGGGAAAAGGAAGGAUUUGGGGAAAGGAUUCCCGGGAAAAGGAAGGAUUUGGGAAAAGGAUUCCCGGGAAAAGGGAAGGAAACUUCGCACAAAAUCCCGGAGGCGCCGCUCUCCCGGCUCGGAGCGGAAUUCCGGGGAAUCCUGGGGGAUCUUGGAGCAUUCCCGGAGAUCUUGGAGAGUCACGAGGGAUUUCGGAGGAUUCCGGGAAAUCUUGGAGGUUUCCGGAAUGUUCUGGGGCAUUCCAGAGGAUUCCAGGAAGUCCUGGAGGGUCCUGGAGGAUUCCAGAGGAUCCCAGAAUGUCACGAGGGAUUCCAGAGGAUUCCGGGGAGUCCUGGAGGUUUCCGGAACGUUCUGGGGCAUUCCUGAGGAUCCCAGAAAAUCCUGGAGGAUCCCAGAGGAUUCCAGAAAAUUCUAGAGGGUCCUGGAGGAUCCCAGAGGAUCCCAGGGGAUCCCAGAAUGUCACGAGGGAUUCCUGAGGAUUCCAGGAAGUCCUGGAGGAUUCCAGAGGAUCCCAGAAAAUCCUGGAGGGUUCCAGAACAUUGUGGGGGAUUCCAGAGGAUCCUGGAAAAUCCCCAAGGAUCCCAGAGUAUCAACGAGGGAUUCCAGGGGAUUCCAGAAAAUCCUGGAGAAUCCCAGAGGAUUCCAGAAAAUCCCAGAGGAUUCCUGAAAGUCCUGGAAAAUUCCAGAGGAUCCCAGAAAAUCCUGGCUGAUCCCAGAGGAUCCCUCAGUUCCUGAGGUGUUCCCA